This is a messenger RNA of Archocentrus centrarchus (flier cichlid), 6524 nucleotides long. RefSeq names its product tensin-3. Gene Ontology annotation, molecular function: protein binding. Gene Ontology annotation, cellular component: focal adhesion. Gene Ontology annotation, biological process: dephosphorylation. The record is from RefSeq and is a predicted model, not a curated record. NCBI's taxonomy places the organism in Eukaryota, Metazoa, Chordata, Actinopteri, Cichliformes, Cichlidae. The transcript is spliced from 27 exons. Bases 387 to 4496 code for a protein of 1369 amino acids.
GGAGGACUAUCCCAUGCCAGGACUUGUGGCGGCUGCAGCGGCAGCCUGGACUAGAGGAAGUGUAUUGGGGGCAGAACAGAAACAGCAGGAGCAGUUUUUAAGGAUACGAGCAAAGACUUUCAUUUUAUAUCCAGCAGGCACAAAAAGGAGCGACAAGAGCCUCUGGUCCAAGUAAACUGAUCAGCCCGAGAGCGCAUUCCAGCAGAGGAAAAUGAACCUCCCCGCCCGCUGUAAGCCUGUUUGACGGCUGAGGGCUCGUUGACUCCGAACUUUAUCCUGCUCUCUUUUUUUUCAGCAGCUUUGACUUACAAAAAGAGGAGGAAAACAACAAGAAGAAGAACAAAAGCCGUCGCUUUUACUUUGAAAAGGAAAGCCAAAGAUUCAUAAUGGAGGAGGGAUAUGAACUCGACCUGACGUAUAUCACAGAGCGUAUCAUAGCCGUUUCCUUCCCCCGGGGCUGCUCAGAGGAGAUCUACUUGCAUAACCUGAAGGAUGUCACACGAAUGCUCAAGUCCAAGCAUGCAGACAAUUACCUGAUUAUCAACCUGUCGGAGAAAAGACAAGAUCUCUCCAGAAUGAACCCCAAGACCCUGGAUACAGGCUGGCCAGACCUGCAUGCUCCACCUCUGGAUAAGAUCUGCACCAUUUGUAAGGCCAUGGAGAGCUGGCUCAAUGCCGACCCCCUACAUGUGGUUGUUAUACACUGCAGGGGUGGCAAGGGUCGAAUUGGCGUCGUCAUCUCAUCAUUUGUGCAUUUCACUGACGUGUCAGCCAGUGCUGACCAGGCAUUGGACCGCUUCGCCAUGAGGAAAUACUACGAUGAUAAGGUCUCAGCCCUGAUGACACCUUCGCAGAAGCGGUAUGUUUGGAUCCUCAAUAGCCUGCUAAGCGGAUCCAUGAAGAUCAACGCCUCCCCCUUGUUCCUGCACUGUGUCAUCCUUCAUGGGAUUCCAGACUUCAACUCCGCAAGAGUGUGCUGUCCUUACAUCAAGGUCUACCAGGGAAUGCAAGCAGUGUAUUCAUCUGGAGUCUAUCACAUUGGUCCAGGCCGCAGAGACCGUGUAUGCAUCAUGCUGGAGCCGGCACAGCUCCUAAAAGGGGACAUCAUGAUUAAAUGCUAUCAUAAAAGUGAUGUGACUUCAGAGCGCGAGGUUAUUUUCAGGGUGCAGUUCCACACGGGAGCAGUACAGGGUUACAACCUGAUGUUUGAAAAAGAGGACAUGGAGACUGCCAACAAAGAUCCCAGGUUUCCAGAUUAUGGUAAAGUGGAGCUGGUGUUCUCCGAGGGACCAGAGAAGUUCCCAGGUGCUGACAAGUGGAAAAAUGGGGGCGAUAUUAUUGUGGAUUACAACACAGCAGAUCCUCUAACUCGCUGGGACUCGUACCAGAAUAUUUGUGAUGGCGAAGCACCUCGCUCUCAAGGCCUAACACAGGACAAAGCAGCAAACAAGAGGAGCCCGACCAGAGGAGACGCCGCUCUGAGCCAAGGGCCGCGCACAACCUCUGCCACCUCUAGCCCUGACCAUAGUGACCACGCUCUCUCCGUCAGCAGUGACUCAGGGCUAUCUAGCACUUCUCUGUGGGCGGACAGACCCACACCUGUCGUCACCACCGCUGCCGCCACCAUCAAAGCUAACCAAGGACCAAGUCAGCAGGAAAAGGUCCAGUUAAAGCGCCUCCUGAGUGGUUUUGGCCUUGAGGAUUCUUCACUGGAUGAGAUGUCUAACCAAGGCUCUAGAGUGGGCAUGCAGCAGGUAGUCCCAGCACAAGUGCACAUCAAUGGAAACCCACGACCCAGAGAGAGGGAAACGGACAUUCUUGAUGAUGAGGUCAUUACAGGUCAUGAUCUACACAGUGUGGACAGUUUAGGGACCUUGUCAUCUUCGUGCCACAAGAGCAGCCAAAAUUCUCUGCUGUCAGAUGGCUUUGGGAGUCCUGGAAGAGAGGAGCAGCAAAGCCAAAGCCAGCACCACGUCCAUCAUGUCGCACCUCAUGCUGUUGAGGACUAUGAGAGAUCCUAUGCUGAGGCUAGGAGGGGCUAUCUGAGCUACAGGAGCAACUCUGUAGCCUCCUCUAAUCCCAGCAAUACCUCCGUGCCCCAGCAUCAUGUCUACAGACAGGGAAGCUAUUCCACACAGUCCUGGGUUCGUCAACAGCAAAUGGUUGCUGCACAACAGUUUAUCUACAUGCCCGAGGAUGGAAACGAUGCAGAUAGAUACCAUGGGAACAAGCAGGGGGGUAGUCCACCUAAAACAGACCUGCCCGCUGAACCACAGGGCCCCACUGGGGACACUACAGCAGAUGCUAUUAGAAACACAGCACCACACAAAGAACAGACAGCGAUAAACAAUAACAAUAACAACAAACGUGAUGAGGAGUUCAAGUCUCUCACAAAGGACAUCGACAACUCCAUCGACCAGCUCAAUCAGCUGAUCAUGGACCUGGAUCCCACGUUUGUGCCGGUGUCGAGCCACAGCAGCUCCAUUAAGAGAAAGGGUGGGGCGCCAGUCAACGGCUCCGUCAGCAAAUGCUCAAACGGCAUCAACCUCAGCUUCAGCAAUAAUAACUCAGCAGCCCCGAAAAACACACAGCAGACAGCUAUCCAGUCCAGUGAAGGGCGAGUGGGUGUCACACGGACUCUAAGUUGCCAAGGAAGGGACGUCAUGGAUCAUCCAGGCUUCUGUAACUCAAGAUGGGGUGAGACAGAGGAGUACAGAGUCCAACGGACAUAUUCCCCCUGUGUGCCACAGUCCCAGCAUUCCAUACUAUACCGAAGUGACAGCGCAGAUUACAGAGGCCACGACGCAGACAUAGACAGCACUGACAUACCUCCACCCACUCCUGCAUUCCCCAUCUCUCCACCAACACCUUAUGUGAAAAACCUGUCAGAGGUGACUUACCACAGGACUACCCCGUCUCCCAGCAUGCAGUCUUAUGCAGGCUACAGAACUGACCAUGAGCCCAGGGAAUAUUCAGAGAUCAAUCAGGUCGCAGUAGAGAGUUUGCCAGACCCCUCCAUUAACUGCCACAGGAUGCUAAGUUCUGCAUACUCUGCCUCUAUUGUUGGGAGCCUUCAGCAGACAGUCAGCUCAAACAAGAACCAGCCCUGGCCAGAGCAUCCUAUCCUGACCCACCACUCCUCUUUGAGUAGCUAUCCCUCUGCAAGACAGCCACUGCAGCACUCCUUGUCACUGGACUAUGGCCACCACUCUCCUCCCUUGAACCACCCUCACAUCCACCCUUCCCCUAAUGCCCACAGCUCUCCUCGAAGCAACCAGCGAAGCCGUAUGGCUAGCUAUGCUCUCAACCGUAGUCCUGCUCAAAGCUUUGACGAGCAGGAUGACUCAGGCCUUAGCUAUGGCACAGACUGUCCAAACCUGGACAGGGAUCUUUUACCCUCAAUGGACGGGCAGAAUCAGGUACCCCAAAUGCAGCCUCCACUUCUACCUGAAAAGAAGAGGGCAUCAGAUGGGGAUCACUCACUGGGAACAGCCUCUCCAGCCCUCAGUGGAUUCUCAAGUCCCCACAGUGGUAGCUCCCUGAGUAUUCCUUUCCCCAACAUCUUGCCUGACUUGUCAGCUCAGACAUCAGGCACCACCUCACCUCUGCCAGAUGUGCUGGCCAACAAGCAGGUUACUGUAAAAUUUGUGCAGGACACGUCAAAAUUCUGGUAUAAGCCAGACAUCUCAAGGGAUCAAGCUAUUUCAGUCUUGAAAGAUAAGGAGCCAGGCUGCUUUAUUGUGCGGGACAGCCACUCCUUCAGGGGGGCCUACGGUCUGGCUAUGAAGGUGGCUACACCCCCUCCCUCAGUUCUCCAGCAGAACAAAAAAGGAGGAGAUCUGUCAAAUGAAUUAGUGCGCCACUUUCUGAUUGAGUGCACACAGAAAGGAGUGCGGCUGAAGGGCUGCCCCAAUGAGCCAUAUUUUGGAAGCUUAACUGCAUUGGUCUACCAGCAUUCAAUCACUCCCUUGGCCCUGCCCUGUAAACUUAUCAUACCUGACAAAGAUCCUCUUGAAGAUGUCGUGGAGAACACCUCACAAUCAGUAACAAACUCUGCUGCUGAGCUGCUAAAACAGGGUGCAGCCUGUAAUGUUUGGUACCUGGGCUCUGUGGAAAUGGAGUCACUAACGGGCGUCCAGGCAGUGCAGAAGGCCACCACUAUGAUCCUGAACUCCAACCCUCCACCAACCUCCACUGUGGUCCACUUCAAAGUUUCUUCUCAGGGAAUCACCCUCACUGACAACCAGCGGAAGCUCUUUUUCAGGAGGCAUUACAAUGUCAACACAGUAAUAUACUGUGCUCUGGACCCUCAAGAUAGAAAGUGGAAAAACGAUGGCUGCCCAUCAGCAAGAAUCUUCGGCUUUGUGGCGAGGAAAACUGGCACGUCGACGGACAACAUAUGCCACCUGUUUGCGGAGCAUGACCCUGAGCAGCCAGCAAGCGCUAUUGUCAACUUUGUGUCCAAGGUGAUGAUUGGUUCGCAUAAGAGUAAGUAAGACCAAGUGGAUCACCUGGACAGAUGUUCGCAGCGAGUACAAACAACAAAUCAAAGACCGACCGGCUGAAGAAAGGAUUAAAUAUAAUGACUUAAGAUGGUGGUGACCUGGAUUUUUAACUGGAUAUGACACAAGUGUAUAAUGAUCACCUGUACAAGGACAUUCAGUGACAUUCAGUAAUAGAACUGUAAAUCAACCCAGUAAAUCAUCAUUAUUUUCGCCUGGUUUACAACUGUAAUGUCUUACAUAGUAAUAUAAUCAUUAUUAACAUAUUUUAACUUCCUUAUACUAAGGCUGCUUUUGUUAUUCAUUCAUAGCAUUUUAUGGACAAACCAAGAAAAACUCUACAUUGUUGUAUGUAUGUGUCUCUCUUAUUUAACCCCAAAGCCAAAAAACUUCAUGCAAGCAUUCAUUAAGAUUUUAUCAAGUUGUACCUGAUGUAGAAAUACCUCUAUGCUGCAUUAAUCCAGCAUGCAGGAUUUCUCAGUGGAUUUAAAAAGAUGCAAAAGCAGUGUUGCAAGUAUGUAUAAUUUGGACUUUGUGUCUACCUUCAUCACAUGCAUGGUUAUUUAAUCUAUGCAAUGUAAAUGUUUCUUUCUUUUUUUUUUUUUUUUUUUUUUUUACACGGCCUUUUGUACAAUAUGUUGCAUUAAGUGGCUUCUUUGAACCUGUUAAAUCAAUUUUGUCAUAAGAUGUGUUUGAGAAUGAUCACUUUUAAAGCUGUCAACAUUUUAAGUGCGAACGUGUGUGUGUGUGUGUGUGUGUGUGUGUGUGUGUGUGUGUGUGUGUGUGUGUGUGUGUGUGUGUGUGUGCGUGCAGGUGUUUAAAUGAGAAAAGUUGUAGAAAAAUAUUUUAAUUAUACCCUAAUAUAUAUUCUGACUUGACAGAAACUGGUUAAAAACACAUUAGUACUUUGCGUAGAUGGUACAAAAGGAAUUCUGCUCUCUGCUACAAUCAUUUUUUACUUUGUGUGGACUAAAAAUGCAAUGUUACAUUGUGAACUUGGUUCUCUGAGUGAAGAGUCUUUGCAGCUUUAGGGCUGCUUGGAGACACAUUCUGAUCAAAUUAUCAGGGUUUUCACGCCAGCACAAGUGCUUUAUAGGCAAGCUGUGGGGCAUGACUGGACCAGCCGCAAUGUCUUAAAGAUGUAUCCACACGCCCUGACUAGCGGGGGGAUCAUCCCUGUACAUAUGCAAUAUGUAAUGGACUGGAGAGAUGGUCUUGAUGUGACAGAGAACAACACUGCAGUCUUUCAGUGUCAAAAAUAAAGCAGUAUACACAUAGUUGUAUUUUUUUGUUUUUUAAACUAAAUGUGUAAAAACACACACCCACAUAUAGGCUGCUAUUUUGAUCAAACAAAUGCUGUUAUUGAGAAGAAAACAGAAGGUAGAAAGAGGUCAGUGUUGUAAUUUGCACAAAUAGGUUUAGUGUUUAGCAUAAUUAACUAGUCAUCUGUCAAUGAUACACAUUUGCUCCUGGAAAAAUCUCUGUUAUUACUGCAGCUGAUUGUUUGUUGACACUGUAUAAAAAGACGAUGACCAUAGAAAUGGAUUUGUGUUGGGUAACCAUUUUAUCCAGAGACGGACCUACAACCACACUAACAACUGGUGAUAUUCUUGCAUCAUAUGCACACUUAUCAUUUUCAUGACCUAUUAUGUGUACCUCAUACUUAUCUCAUACGAUGAUGUGCCUCUAUGUAAAACAUGCUACAUAUGAAUGAUUUAUUUGUGUAUGGGCAUUGCCAUGUUUUUGUUGAGUUGUGUAAAUAAUAAACAUAAUGGAACAUUUAUUUAAUCUUGAUCCAGUAGAUUCAGCAACAAGCGGGACAAUUAGCCUCAUAUCCAGUGCUGUAAAAUGGUUAUUUGUUGGUUUUUGCAUGAACUUUAGAGGUGCUAGAUUGGGUAAUUGUUUCUCUUGAUUAGAACAGGUUAAUUUAGUGCUAUUUCCUGUUCUUGUAUCUUUGUGCUAAGCUAUGCUAUGCAGCUUUAUAUAAGCAUAAAGACCCCAGGAUGGUAAUAUCUACCAGCA